Messenger RNA from Pogona vitticeps (central bearded dragon), 4154 nucleotides. RefSeq names its product SMG8 nonsense mediated mRNA decay factor (gene SMG8). NCBI's taxonomy places the organism in Eukaryota, Metazoa, Chordata, Lepidosauria, Squamata, Agamidae. Gene Ontology annotation, biological process: nuclear-transcribed mRNA catabolic process, nonsense-mediated decay. The record is from RefSeq and is a predicted model, not a curated record.
GUCUGCGUGGUGGGCCUCUUCGGCAAGACGGCCCUGCAGCUCAGCUCCGAGAAGGCGGCCUUGGUGAACACGGUGUGCGACCGGCAGGUCUUCCCUCUCUUCCAGGGGGACGGCGAGGGCGGAUCCUCCCUUGGAGCAGAAGGAGGGAGCGACGGGGAGGACGGCCUGGGCGGUGGUGGCGGUGGUGCUGGGGCCGGUCUGGGAGGCGAUCUGAGCGGAGGGGGUCCCCCUCCUCCUCCCCCUCCCUCCUCCUCCGCCUCUUCUUCUUCUUCCUCCUCCUCCUCCUCCUCCUCUUUCUCCGCCGCCUCCUGCCAGGGGGAUUACAACUUCCUCCAAGCCUAUUACAGCCAGGACUGCAAAGUCCUCUACCUGGUGCUCACCUCCAUCUGCGACAGCCACCAGCUGCUGCAGGCCUGCAAGGACCUGGACUCCAUGGCAGAAGCCCAGGGAUCGGCGGGCCUGGGGGGACACCCGGCCCAGGGCGGGGCCCCGCUGCCCCACGCCGAGGCCCACGAGUUCUGGAAGAACCAGGAGAAACUGCACUGCCUCAGCCUCCUCUACCUCUUCUCGGUCUGCCACAUCCUCCUGAUGGUGCACCCCACCUGCUCUUUCGACAUCACCUACGACCGGGUCUUCCGGGCGCUGGACGGCUUGCGCCAGAAGGUCCUCCCUUCCCUGAAGGCCGCCAUCAAGGACUGCCCGGUGGGCAAAGACUGGAAGCUCAACUGCCGGCCGUGCCCUCCCCGGCUGCUUUUCCUCUUCCAGCUCAACGGGGCCCUCAAAGUGGAGCCCCCUCCGAGCAGGGGGCAGGACCUCUGCGGGCACCUGGAGAAGCCUCCCCCCAAAAAGCACUCCCCCAAGCGGCGCCUCCAGCACGCUUUGGAGGACCAGAUCUAUCGCAUCUUCCGCAAGAGCCGGGUGCUGACCAACCAGAGCAUUAACUGCCUCUUCACCGUCCCAGCCAACCAAGCCUUUGUGUACAUCGUCGCCGGAGGAGCCCAGGAGGGCGACGACCCCGUGGCGGUGCUGCUGGACCAGCUGAGGAGCAACUGCGUCAACCGGGAGGCGGAGCCGUCUUUGACGCCCGCCUUGGCCGGGCCGCGGAGGUACCAGAUGAUGAGGCAUGGAAGGCAACAGUUAUCCUUCCACGUCGAGAGCAGCGGCAGCAGCAGCAGCUCCUCUUCUGGGCAACUGGUGGACUGCACCUUGAAGGAAUUCCUCUUCCAGCACGUGGAGCUGGUCCUCAGCAAGAAGGGCUUUGAUGACAGUGUCGGGCGGAACCCCCAGCCCUCCCACUUUGAGCUCCCCACCUACCAGAAGUGGGUGGCCACUGCCCUGAAGCUCUACGAGGUGACCCUCAAAGGCAAAGACGGCGAGUCCUCCUCUUUCACCGGAGAGCUUGCCUCCAAGAUCAUGGGGAGCAUCAAAGUCUUGGAGGGCUACCUCGAUAUAGACACCAAGUUCUCCGAGAACCGCUGCCAGAAAGCCCUCCCCAUGGCCCACAACGCCUACCAGUCCAACCUGCCUCACAACUACACGAUGACCGUCCAUAAGAACCAGCUGGCUCAGGCCUUGCGGGUGUAUAGCCAGCAUGCCCGGGGUCCAGCCUUUCACAAGUACGCCCUCCAGUUGCACGAAGACUGCUACAAGUUCUGGAGCAACGGGCACCAACUGUGCGAAGAGAGAAGCUUGACCGAUCAGCACUGCGUGCAUAAAUUCCACUUGUUGCCUAAACCAGGAGAGAAACCUGAACCAGAUAGGAAUCCUCCAGUGUUGUAUCAUAACAGCCGGGCUCGCUCUACUGGGGCCUGCAACUGUGGAAGGAAACAGGCACCCCGAGAUGACCCCUUUGACAUCAAAGCAUCAAAUUACGACUUCUAUCAGCUCCUGGAAGAGAAAUGUUGUGCAAAACUGGACCACAUCCACUUUCCCAUAUUUCAACCCAGUACGCCAGAUCCAGCACCAGCCAAGAAUGAGGCCUCCCCGAGCCCUCCUGAAGGGGAAGCGGAGAAACUGAAAGAGAAGGAGCCGCAGACUCAGGGAGAGAGCACUAGCCUCAGUUUAGCUCUCAGCCUGGGCCAGUCCACCGACAGCUUGGGGACUUACCCUGCUGACCCGCAGGCCGGAGGGAAUAACACAGAGGCUCACGGGCAGGCGACUGAACCUAAAGGGGAGAAGAGACCAAGCUUGGUAGACCGUCAGGCCUCGACGGUUGAGUACCUGCCCGGGAUGCUUCAUUCAAAUUGCCCCAAAGGUCUUCUGCCCAAAUUUUCCAGCUGGUCCCUGGUGAAACUUGGCCCCGCCAAGGCGUACAACUUCCACUCCGGUUUAGAUCAGCAGGGCUUCAUCCUGGGAACCAACUAUUUGAUGCCGUGGGACAUAGUCAUCAGGACCCGAAAUGACGAGGAGGGGGAUCUGGAUACGAAUUCCUGGCCAGCUCCCAAUAAGGCUGUUCCGGGGAAAAGGAGCGCCGUCGUUAUGGGGAGAGGGAGGCGACGGGAUGAUGUGGCUCGUGCCUUCGUGGGAUUUGAGUAUGAGGAUGCCCGGGGCCGGAGGUUCAUGUGUUCAGCGCCUGAGAAGAUCAUGAAGGUGAUGGGCGGAGGGCCAAAGGAAUCGGCCAUCAAAGCUCUCAACUCUGAUAUGCCCCUGUACAUCCUGUCGUCCAAUCCCGGGCGAGGACUAAAGCCACACUAUGCUCAGCUGAUGAGGCUGUUCGUGGUUGUUCCUGAUGCUCCACUCCAGAUAAUACUCACACCACAGGUCCAGCCAGGUCCACCUCCUUGUCCUAUAUUUUACCCUGAGAAACAAGAAAUAACCCUUCCGCCUGACGGACUCUGGGUGCUCCGUUUUCCAUAUGCCUACGUGACGGAACGUGGGCCCUGCUUCCCUCCCAAGGAAAACCAGCAGCUGAUGAGUUAUAAGGUGAUCCGAGGAAUCCUCAGAGCUGUCGUACAAUAGGAUUUACUGGCCGCCUAAGGCCGAGUUGGUUUUCGAAUGCUUUCUUUUUUUCCCCAGCCUCCGUUUCUCUCCCCUCACCUCAAAUGUGAAUGAUGGAUUUUGAUUAUGAACAGCUGGAAUUUUGACAGCAAUCACUGUUUUAAUUUUGUAAAGCUAAUGCACUUCGUAUUGAAACCAUGUAUGUGUGCCAAGCUCUUUUCAAGAUGCAAGUAUAUUUUGUAUUGGCAUCAAUUACAUGCUGGCUUACAAGGAUAUAUAAAUUGAAAUGAAGACAAGAAAAAUAAAAUGUCAGCUCCUUUGCUGUCAAAACAUAACUGUUCUCUAUUGGCUACACACAAGAGAGACCUCCAGCAACAUCUGUAGGAUAUCUAACUCCAACCCCAAAACAAGAGAGUUUUUGUUCGAAAUGCCAUCUAUGACUUCCUUGGUGAUACUGUGACUGGGUUGGCACAUAAUGGUAAGCCAGGUUGUAGCUUUUUGAGCUCUACCUUACCAUUAUGUGCCAACCCAUUCCUGCCGAGAAGGUGUGGGUUUUUUUAGCCAGCCAUAAACCACCAUUGGAAGCCACUGUGUUCAUGAAUCCUGGCUUGUUUAUCUCAUGGUUUGUUUAAGCAUGGUUUCUCACUGAAACUGGAGUUGACAAAAGGCAGCAGGAGAGAAGCAGACCAGAAAGGAGGAAAACAUGCUGGCCUUUUGGGUUGUCUGUGGGCUAGUUUGUAACUGAAGAAACAAGCCAUGGUUUCUGUCAAACUUGGUUAACAUGGCUAACAUAAACUAUGGCUUAGCGUGACAUGAAAAUAUAAACCAGGGCUUAGUACAACAUGAAUGCCUAGCUAAUAGGUUUUAAGGGGCUCAGGCAGAACAAUUACUUGUCUGAAAUACAUGGUUAUUCAUCCUGAAUAUAUGACAUGCUCAAUAACUACCAGUGCUGAAGUUUCUUUUGAAUAGUAUGAAAGGGGAUCGUAGUUAUGAGGGGGCAGACCCAUGCUACGUGUUUAUACUGGGCUCCCAAGAAUACAUCAGCUUUGAAUGAUCGUUGUUGUAAGCAGUGCUCUUUGAAAUGGCACUCUGCACAUGCUCAAAGGUACCACUUUAAUCUCAAAAUCAAGCUAAACCCUGCCACAAAUUUCCUGCAAGAAAAUUCUCAGCAAAUUGAGGAAAGCUCACACUGAAAUAAAUCUGUUAAUCUCUACUUU